UCACUGCAAUGACAGUGGCUGAAAAGAGUUAGAACUGAAAAAUGUGGACUCGAGAAAGUUCCAGGCUCAAAUAUUCCACUGACAUCUGGGCCCCACACCCAACCAACCAGUAUAAAGUUCAAGUAUCAGCCUCGGCCUCGCCAUCUUCGUCCCCAUCGCGCGAUCGCCUCCACCCCAACGGCCAAAAACCCAAACACGACGCCGCGUCGCCGCCGAGCCGAGCAAGAGCACCAUGAAUCCGCCGCCGCAGAAGCCGGAGCGCCGCGGCAACUCGCUGACUGAUCUGAACGACGACGUCCUCUCCGAAAUCUUCUUCCGCAUCCCGCCGGGCGACCCCGGGGUCCUCGUCCGCCUCUCCGUCGUCUGCAAGUCGUGGCGCCGCCUCCUCACCGACCGCGACUUCCUCCGCGGCUACCGCGCCUUCCACCGAGCGCCUCCGAUCCUGGGCUUCUUCUGCGCAGAGUUUGGGCGCACCACAUUCGUCCCCACCACCGCCUUCCGCCCGAUCAUUCCCAGCGCCGACUGGCUACUCUGCGACUCCCGCCAUGGCCGCGCCCUCUUCGACGCCUACGGGUUACCCGUGCGGCUCCUCGUGUCGGACCCCAUGACCGGCGCGGAGCGGCUGCUGGACGCGCCGGAGCGCUGGAGGAACAUCCACUGGAGCGCGACGCAGUGGAGCGCAGCGGUGCUCUGCGCCGCGCACGUCUGCGACUGUUAGGAAUAAACGCGUUGUCAUGGCCGUGCCUGCGUUUUGCCGCGGCGCGGCAGUGGCGCAUGGCGUCGUGAGUCCAGGAGUCGUGCGUGUGUGCAGCAUUGUGGUGGUGCUGUACACGUUGUGUGUGUGUGUUCGAUGUAUGUGAGUCCAGAGGCCAAGUCCUGGCGGUUGAGCGCAUGCAGGAGCACGCCAUGCGAGAAGGAUGGAGGCCCGUUCAUGUGGAGGAGUAUGUGGCUCACGAACGCGUGAAACCAGGUCGUCCAGGCUGCCAUGCGUACGUGCGCGUGAAGCUCGCUAAGUGGGUGCGUGGGCGCUGCGUCGCCGUGGGUAUAAAACUGGCUGUGUAGGCUCGUAUUUAAGUAGUGCCGUGUGAACUUUCAGUGUGUAAUAAAGCCAAGAUACAGGAGCGAUAGGCUCCGCGGCGUUCGUCGCCGAAACUCCACUGUUCAUCUUCAACCUCCAGCCAUUCUUGUGUGUGAGAGAAAGAGAGCUCUGUUCUUGUGUUCCUAGGCUGAUUCCAACAGCGACCAUCUCGACUGCCACGGCGGCGACGCCUUCGGCGUGGCGCUGGUGGGCACCGACGUCGCGGGAACCACGCACGCCGCCCUCUACUCGUCGGCGACCGACGCGUGGAGCGGCCCGGCCUCCAUUGAUCACCACCCCGACGCCUUCGUCCAGGCGAGAAGGCCAAGCGUCCUCGUGGGGAACGCGCUCUACUUCCUCUGUGACAACAACACCAGCAUCGUCGAGUUCGACAUGGCCACGAUGACGCUGUCGGUGAUCCCCUCGCCGCCGCUACCGGAGGAUGUGCACGGCGCUCUCCUCAUGACGGCGGAGGGUGGCGGGCUCGGGUUCGCCGCCGUGCUGGAGCGGUCCAACCUCCACCUGUGGUCGAAGUCGAUGGAUCAAUGGGAGCACCUCGAAGAUGUCAGGGACCUCAAGACGCUGCUCCCCCGGGGUUCAAUCUCCAUGAUGAACAAUGUGUUGAUCGGCUUCGCCGACGGUGGCGUUCGUGUGGUUGUCGUCAGGUCGUACCAUGGCCCCUUCAUCGUUGAGCUGGGAUCAACUGGACCAGCGAGGGUGGCCUUGAGGAGAAGUGGAAUCUACGCUGUAUUUCCCUACACGAGCUUCUGCACUCCAGCCGCCGCCACGACGACAGAAUGAUCCAUCCGCUUACAUGAAACUGCUGAUGCUGGCUUCCUGCAGAGCUGAUGCUUGAAGUGCUUUCUUCUGAUAGGCAAUUUUAGCAAGAAAAGAGUUCACUAAUGGUGAUCGAUUUACUCAGUUUUGUCUCCCAUUUUGCAGUCUGAUUGAGAAAAGAGUUUUGUCAAUUUUAGCAACCAGAAGAAUUCACAAAUGGUAAUCUUGGUCAUGUUAGUAAGUUUUGUCUCCUGGUGAAUACUUUUAAGAAAAGAGUGAGACUUCUCAUCA
Oryza sativa Japonica Group (Japanese rice) is the source of this 2146-nucleotide messenger RNA. The record is from RefSeq and is a predicted model, not a curated record. NCBI's taxonomy places the organism in Eukaryota, Viridiplantae, Streptophyta, Magnoliopsida, Poales, Poaceae.